Molecule: messenger RNA, 204 nt
Organism: Adineta ricciae
Lineage: Eukaryota; Metazoa; Rotifera; Eurotatoria; Adinetida; Adinetidae
Source: the annotation of a GenBank genome assembly
AUGUUAAAUAUCCCAAGUAUCAAUGCAAAUACAAAGUGGAUACUGAAUGGUAUCACAGUGGCUGAAGGUAAUGGUCAAGGCAAUGGAAGAAAGGUGCACGAGAGGGGAAUUGUCGUUGAUCAAUUAGGAAGUGUUUAUGUGGCAGAUCUUCUGAAUCAUCGAAUAGUACGAUGGUGUGCGGGUUCACGAGAACCGGGAGUGUGA